Messenger RNA from Cantharellus anzutake, 1261 nucleotides. RefSeq lists its product as uncharacterized. The transcript is spliced from 5 exons. The record is from RefSeq and is a predicted model, not a curated record. Lineage: Eukaryota; Fungi; Basidiomycota; Agaricomycetes; Cantharellales; Hydnaceae. The coding region runs from base 122 to 1036 and encodes 304 amino acids.
CACCAUACACAUAUAUGCGGCCUCACCUUGAGAGAGGCUGCUCCACAGUUCAAGUUGUUUAAAACCGCAAGUACGCGUGCCAAGGGUACGUACCGAAAAUCCUCCACACACCGAUCCUGCCAUGCCAGUCUUUGAACCUUCGUGCAUCCAAAUGGAGAUCAUCGACGGCCCAGAACUUUCUCCGACACACUUUACUGGGCGGUCUUCUUUUAUUCUGGGUAACUGGUUUCGACGUCUUUCUGCCAUCUCCGCUGGUUCCUUUACACGGACUCCAGAACGCCCACCGUCGACUGUCGAUAAUUCUCCACAUCUCAUCGUGGACAAUUCUGCUUUACCGAUCAUCGAUUCAUCCAAAACAACUUGCUACUGGUCUCAUAUGGAAGUAUUACAGCCAAUUGGUGAUCUGCAAUCUUCCACGAUAAAUGGUCGAUGCCAGUCCGAAAUGUUAACAAGUGACAGCAUACACCCCCCUCGUAAAGGAAGGCUUUCGUUCACGGUAGUGGACUACUGCGCUGUGCUUUAUAACAAUCCGGAAGCACCCCACACGAUGAUUCAUUCUGUGAGCCUGUGGGUGGAUGCCGAGGGAAUAGUGCCUCAUAAAUUCCUCAUUAUGCACGCCAUUCGUCUUCCUGGAGUCGAAUACUACAUUCGACUUGACCGGCGCCCGGGCCCUAAUCAGCCGUCUAUCGCUAUAUCAAGUCAGUCUGACGCAAACGAUGAGGUCACGCUUUCGAGAGAACUUGACCACUUGGUUCAAGUUGGUAAACCCGUCAAAGAGUUGUCAAGAAUAAUCUUCCCAAUCUCGCCAACACUUCGGGAUGUCAAUAUGAUUCUUCGAGCUGUCUGUGAAUCAUAUCCUCAUUAUGUACUCUAUGCGGAGAAUUGUUGGUGGUGGUCCUCAAUUAUUCAAUAUUUCUUACAACUACAGCACAGUGGUGUUUAUGUGGUGGGGCCCUCUCUUAUACAUCGGGGGGCUGGGAACGACGAGAGGAUUGCUAUUAGGUUGAGGGAGCUCCGAAAUAAUUGGUCCAGAUAAAUGUGACACCCAAGGCAAACCCCCAUUUCCGGCUCCCUUAUGCAGGCUCAUCGGAUGAAGCUGCCGAUGAGCACCCGUUCCCUAUGUGAACGCCGUCGAGGCCUUUCGUGCUGAAAUCUUCAACAUUCAACAUUUUGUCCUGGGUGUGCUUCAUCUAAUGCCUGUGUUGCCAUGUAUUACUCUACUAAUUUGCGACUCCCCAUUUACGCCGCGCCUAGUUGUCUG